Aspergillus calidoustus is the source of this 2495-nucleotide messenger RNA. The record is from the annotation of a GenBank genome assembly. Lineage: Eukaryota; Fungi; Ascomycota; Eurotiomycetes; Eurotiales; Aspergillaceae.
GAAGAACGCAGUGGCAACAACCAGCUGAGAGAUCAUAUUAUUAGCGCGAGAGACGCUGCCAGGCAGUGCUACUCCGACUGUCUACCUUGUCCCUGCCACGCCGUAUCACGGGUCGUACAGUCGAACCGGAAGCAUUUUCCUACAGUCACACUCAUUUAGGUACGGUUAUUGACUAUGCAGCCACUCGCACCGGCAGGCGAACCCCCUGCCACGACGACAUCAAUAAAUUUAGGGAUCUGGAGGCGAACAAAGUCGACACGGGCAUGCGACAAAUGCCGCUCCUUGCGGAAUGUGACGGCGCAAAGCCCUGCAGCAGUUGCACGAGCCUGCGCGUCCAAUGCGAGUACUCCAAGGUCGACGGCCGCAGUAAGGAGGAGUUCAAAGCGCGCAUCGGGGCCCUGGAGAAACGGAACCAGUAUCUCGAGGAGCAGAUUGAACAUCUCAAGUGCAACCAAGGCGCGGGGCAAAAUGAUACGUUGAAACGCAAGAGACCCUUACGCGAGGAACCGUCCCCUGCAGAUGUCCAGGAGCCAAGGCUUCGUAGUGCUUUUGCUUCGGCCAGCGCAGCAGGGCAACAGCCCGACAAACAGGCCGACAAAGUCGACCAAGUGGACGACCAUGGCCUCGAGCACAUGUUCUUCGCAGCAACCGCAAACCACCCUCUAUUCAACUCACUGAAUCCACUAUCCAGCUCCAGCGACAGAAAGAUGCGCGAUCAGCUACCGGACGAGAACCUCACACGCUAUGCCCUGGAUGCAUUCUUCCAAUGCGCCGCGACACUAUUCUACGUGACGACCGAGGACAACGCGACGCGGCUUCUGGACAAGGUCUACCACACAGACGACGCUUCGAUCCUCGAUAUCUGCGAGCUCUCGGCGCUCGCCGCAAUCGGGAGCUACUACAUCAUUGACAAAGUCGACGAUGCUGCGCGGGCACGGUAUUUCUUUCUCGCAACGACGAAUCUGAAUGAGGCGGUUCAGGCGUACGAUAUCCAGGGCUUGAGGAUUUUUAUAUGUCUGUGUAUGAGUUGCAUUAUGGAUAAGAGUUUGAGUGCCAGGUUGUUGGUUAUGUCUGGGUUGAAUCUUGCCAGGGCACGCACAGAGGCGGAGACUAAAAGGACUGAUUCGAAUAGGCAGGAUGUGCUGGAGUAUAGGCGGACACUGCAGACGGUGCUAUUCUUUGAAGGAUGGCUGUCCUGGUCCCUGGGCUACCGAAAUUGCCUAAAAGAAAGCGAACUCAACCUGGUCCGCGAAAACAUCCCCCAGAGGACAGAUUUUAGCGACUUCAAAGCCUUCACCACCUGCCUAAUCCAAUACCACAUGACCAAGCUCGCCUUGAUCGGCUCCGAGAUUCAAAACGAAAUCAUCUCCUCCCCACAAGACUACUGGAGCCACGCGGACCCACUGUCCGUGAAACUAGACCUGUGGUACCAGGAGCUCCCACCGGAACUGCAUCUGGCGGCGCUGAGCAGGCUCGAGGAGGAGAAGACAGUGACGGAGCUGCAGAAGAGGGGCACGUACAUGAUGCAUCUGCUCUAUAUUGAUUCGCGGCUGCAGUUGUGCUGUCAGCUGCUUAAUGCGGCGCAGAUGACGUGGCGCUCGGAUCCGGAUCCGUUUUUUCUUCAGACGCUCUGUAGGCAGGUCCCGGAGGCGUUUUUUGAUACCCAUACGGGGUUUGCGAUUCAGUUGGCGAAGAUCCUGCGUUUGAUGUUCACGAACCAGGCUAUCAUGACACGAUGCUGGGUUGUCAUGCGCUCCGCAUUCGACACCUGCAUCGUCCUCCUCCUCGGCGUGUGUCGCAAAUACUUUACAGCCUCGGGAACAUGGGAUCUGUCCGAGAUCCUCAGCCACGUGGACACCUGUUUCCAGGUGCUGUGUUUCUGUGCGAGUCAUGAUGUCGCUGCCAAGCGCCUGCGCGAUCUAAUUGGGCCUGUGCAUGCGCAGCUUAGACGCAUGAGUUCGAGAGCUAGUGGUAGGACUGGAGACGUGUCUGGGGAUAUUUUGAGAAUUAUGGAACAGCAAGAACAACAGCAGCAGGAGCAGGAUCAAGAGCAGGAUCAGCGCUUGGAAGAGACAGACGGAAACAAGAUGAUGAUAGGGUACUUGUUGGAUGGGAAAGCGAGCGAGGCGCUGACGCUUGUCGGCAUGACGCAUAAUUUGCUGAAGUAUAUGCCGCCGCAUAAGUGGGAUAUAUGGAUCUAGCUAGCUACGUCUUGUUUGAUGCCGCGCGCGCGCGACUUGAUCUGACGAUUUUGUCUCGUAUUCCACUUGUAACUACCUAGUUGUUUUGGCUACUAGUCCCGGUUCAUGUCGCGCAAAAAAGAAAAGAGCCACUUCAAGAGAGGAAGCAGCGAAUCCCUGAACUUGUCCUGCCUCAGGAGGGCCUUAUCACGAAAGUCUACUUAUACUUUCAAGUGCACUUUGGAAAAGCUGUGAUUGUGCCUCACUGCCAAAAAGGCAACUGGCUUUUCCGGAGUCGUAUAUCCAGGAAGCCAC